AUGGCUGCAGCGCGUCGACAGCCUUCGAUGCAGAUUUUUCAGGACCCUGUGCAACCACACCACCAUCAUCAACGAAACCAGUCUAACCCACGCUACUUCGACACCCUGAGCUCCGUCACCGACGUGUCAAACAGCUCAAAUACCCUCCUCGCGCCACCGGUACACGACACGCCCGAAGAAUCCCCCCGCAAGGCCCGCCACGUCUCUAGCUCUCCCCCGCCCAGUGCCCUGGUUGAGAAGGGCCUCAACGCCGUCACCAUUCCGCCGCCCCAAGAACAGUGGUUCAGCACAGACGCGCCUCCCAAGAAGACCCAGCCGUUGCUUUCGCACCACCCGCAGCCAAUGGCGGCCGGCCUGCAGUACUGGCCCGGCUACCAGUCCCAUAUGGACAAGGAAAACGCCUACUACAAUUCCGCCAUAUCCGCUGCAGAACCGCCCAUGAAGAACGCGCCCAAGCGACCUCUGAUGGACGCGGCUCCACUACGCGACCGCACCAACAUGCACACCUCAAACACAACUACAAACGCAAAUAGCAAGAAGCAGAAGCUUGUCAAGGAUAUCAAGGUCGACGAGGUCGACGGUCCGCUGCCCGACCCGGACCAGAUGCCGAGCGUGGAAGACGAUGGGAAUAAGCCGUCAUACAGCUAUGCCAUGCUCAUCGGUAUGGCCAUCCUGCGCGCACCCAGCCGCCGCUUGACCCUCGCCCAGAUCUACAAGUGGAUCUCCGACACAUUCGCUUUCUACCGCAAUUCACAAGAGACGGGAUGGCAGAACAGCAUUCGACACAACCUCAGUCUCAGCAAAUCUUUCUCCAAGCAAGAGCGCCCAAAAGAUGACCCAGGAAAGGGCCACUACUGGGUCAUCAACGCUGGAUUCGAGAAGCAGUAUCACAAGGUCAAGCCAGUCCGCCGACCUGCUCACCAAGAGUCUUUUUCACAAGGUUACCCCAGUGAUCUCCCUCGUCCCUCAACGUCCGUGUCAGCUAGCUUCCCGCCCAUGAGCUCGACAAAGGGGUUUGACUCGAGCAAAUUUCCUGAGGAGCCCGAGCUUCCUUCCUCAGAGGCCACCAUUCCCUGCUCGGACCCAGCUGCGCACGAUGGACAAGACCCUCUCAGCAUGCCACCACCUCGUCAGAUGCCCUCUUCACCCCCAGCUGCCGACAUUCAUUCGUCGCCUCCUCCUCCCGUCUCACGCUCACGCUCCAUUCGCCAGGAUACACCGCCACGUGCUCCACGUUUCCCUUCCAACAGCAGCCGAUCAGGUGGUCGACAGCGCAAGUUCAACGGUCUCGGUGACAGCGGCUACUACUCGUCAAUCGAAUCAUCCGCUACCAAAGGCAACCCAAUGGGUCCCUUACUCACAUCCGAGGCAGAUCUCGAUCGCCCCAAUCUAAAGCGUGGUCGAGCCGAGGAGGAGAUCGCCCGUAUUCGCGGCUCCUCUUACGACUCACCAACCAAGACCAGGCCGCACAUGAAGCAGCCUGGCAACGCACACCUCAUCUCAUCGCCCGUCAGGCAAGGCCACAAAGUCCUUGACCCCCUUACCCCUGCUAUAGUCUUCAAACGCCCUGCCCUACCACCGGCUUCUGCGUCCCCCAAUACCAACCUCCGUAAUCAUCGUAACAAGAUGCGGGAACUGGUUGGCGGCUCACCUGACAAGAGUCUAGCCAUGUGGGUCGACACGUCCUUCCUCGACAACAAAGGCUGGAGCCCAGCUGUAUCCAUUCCCAACGAUGAAAACGUCAACCUCGUCGGCCAUGGCUUCGAGAGCACCUUUGACAUCUUUGGCGACAUGGGCUACAACGAAAGCCCAAUCAAGCGUUCUGCUAAGCGCCCUCGUCUUGAACGUGCCGUCACCACCAGCGGCGUACUCGCAGAUAUCACCGGUACCAAAGGCAACAUGGUAGACUCCCCUACACCCAACUGGAAGAUGUCGUCUUCUUUCCUCAACAUUCCCGAUCUGUCACCUGUCAAGAACAUGUCGCCCAUUAAAGCUCCUAAGUUGAACCCUCCCUCAUCUAGCGCUCUCUUGGACUUUGAUAUCUCCAAUGCCAACAAGGAGAACGGCCAUGCCCGUCUUACUCCUCCUCAGUCAUUCCCAGCUCCGGCUAAGCCACAGCAACAGCAACAGCAAGACGAUGAUGACUUUUCCCAUCUCUUGCACAGCGACGAAUCAGAGCCUGGCAUCGAUUUGCUUCAAGGCUUUGAGAAAAUCGGCGCCAGGUCAUUGGCCGUCGCACCCAAUGGAUCACCACAGAAGAAGUCUUCCAGACCGGGCUUGGCCCGCAGCUCGACUGUCCGAUUCUAGACAAUAUUCCCAAGCCCUUACCACCGGCUUUUGGAUUAUAUCUUACCCUUAUUACGCCACUUCUGGAUCUCAUCACGUAGAUCUCGAUUCCUCUUUCUUCGCUAUUCCUCGAUACCCCUCAACUUGCGACUACAUCUUUUAGCUCUUAUCUCUUGACCCUUGCUCAUCACGGUCCCCCUCACAUCAUCAUCAUCACUUCCACUAGCGCUACUUUGGAUUGUCCACUGGAUAGUCCCACCUCACGACGUUACGACAAACGAUACCCACGAUAGCAACGGCUGGCCCUUCUACUAUUAGCGUCAUUCUUUGACGUUACUUCUAAUUAGGCGAGGAGUUGCACGACUACGUGGGCGUAUAUACUACGCUUGUCACUGUGUCUACCUAUGGUGUUUGGAAUUCUUGUUUCGUUUUUUGCGUGCGAGCGAGUGCGAGCGUAAUGAUAUAUCGAAGGCAGAUGUCUGACAGGACUGACGAGCGGUUGACGGCCAUUGGUUCUAUGGCGUAAUGACGUGGACGAGACCAUGCCUGAACGUAGCGGAUACUAUAGUCUUUAUUGCUCAGCGAAUUGCACAUGUGUCUUGAUCUUU
Molecule: messenger RNA, 2894 nt
Organism: Pyrenophora tritici-repentis Pt-1C-BFP
Lineage: Eukaryota; Fungi; Ascomycota; Dothideomycetes; Pleosporales; Pleosporaceae
Product: Transcription factor Forkhead-HNF3 family
Biological process (GO): regulation of transcription by RNA polymerase II
Cellular component (GO): nucleus
Molecular function (GO): DNA-binding transcription factor activity, RNA polymerase II-specific; RNA polymerase II cis-regulatory region sequence-specific DNA binding
Source: RefSeq, a predicted model, not a curated record